AACAAAUCGAUUUCUUCGCAGUUCGCGCACAUCCCGACGACGUUGUUAUGUAAAAAUACCGCAAAAGUGCAAUGAUUUCAGUUUAGUCGCGUUAAAUAUUGAAUUACAAUCGCUUUUAAAUGCGCAUCCGCCGUAGUUCCACCUUCAAGCGUCUGCUGGACCUGUGGCCGGGCAAGAAAACUCUCGGGAUUUAUCGGUUUCUGCCGCUGUUCUUCGGACUUGGCGCAACGCUCGAGUUUUCCAUGAUCCACUGGAGAGUGGGCGAUACUAAUUUCUACAACACCUUCAAGAAGCGCCAGGCGAAGGACAUUGUCGAGGAGCGACUUCGAUUGCAUCAGCUGGAACCGAUCCGGGAAAGCGGCUAACAAAAUGCCGGCCGGAGUGUCCAUGAAGGAGUACCUUAAGUUUACGUCCGCCG
This is a messenger RNA of Culex pipiens pallens (northern house mosquito), 418 nucleotides long. It is a transcript of the gene sloth1, whose product is annotated as small integral membrane protein 4. The record is from RefSeq and is a predicted model, not a curated record. NCBI's taxonomy places the organism in Eukaryota, Metazoa, Arthropoda, Insecta, Diptera, Culicidae. The coding region runs from base 120 to 365 and encodes 81 amino acids. The transcript is spliced from 2 exons.